CCCGAAAUCGCAUCCGCACCGAUGGCGGGCGGCGCGCGCCGCCGCUCGGCGUCUGCGCAAGCCGAGAACGGGAAUCGUCGGAGGACGGAAGAGCCGAAGGUUGGAAGAUGACCCGGAGCUGGAAUUCUUCCGACUCGUCUCUCAGGCACGUGUCUUUACCCGGACAGGCGCUCAUCACCUGUUUCUACCUGUUGGGCGUCGGAGGCAACGUCUGCGCUCUGGCUCUUCUGGCCAAGGCGGGAGCCGGAGCCAACGAGAAGCACGCGCUGAUGUUACGCUGUCUUUCGGCCGGAGACCUGCUGGCCCUCCUGGGCUCCUUCGCCCUGAUGUACGCUCGCCUGUAUCUCGACCCUCGCCGGGUGGCCACGUCCGUCUUCUGCGCCCUCCGCGUCUUGCUCAGGACCUUCGGCCUUUGGUCGGGGUGCGUGGCGGCCGUCAUGGCCGUCGAGAGGUACCUGGCUCUGGCACGACCCUUUCUCUACCACAAGCACAUCACUUACAAAGUCAUCAAGAGAGUCAUCUUGGCCACGUGGAUGUUGGCGCUGGUGUUAGUCUGUCUACCUCUGAUGGGUUUCGGCCUGUAUUACGACGGCCAGGCCACCGACGGGAGACCCGUCUGCGUCAGAUACAGAUUCGCCAGGUCGGCCAAAGACGUGGCCUACGCCUACCUGAUGCUGGGCUUCGGCCUGUCCCUGUGCCUGAUCAUGGCGGGAUGCAACUUGGCCGUGGUCAGAGUUCUGUGUCGAAUCGGCGCCAAGAAGUGGGAGGCGGGUGCCGGCCGCACCGUCGUUCGCAAGGAGAGCAACGAACUGGCCUUCGACCACGUCACGGCCGAAGAAGUGGCCUUCGCCAAGUUGAUGAUCGUCUUCUGCAUCUUCUUCGUCGUCUGUUGGCUGCCCCAAAUGGUGACCAUCGUCGUGGCCCAAGCCGAUCCGGAGGAGGAGGAGCGCCCCUUCUACCGAGUGGCCGACGUAUUGUUGGCCACCAACUUCAGCCUGGAUCCCAUCGUCUACGUGUUGAGUAGGAGGGCCCAUCGCGAGGGGCUGAAGCGGAUGUUGCGACCCGUCUGCCAACUCUGCCGCUUCCGCCGACCAGACGCCCCUUCCUCUACCCCCGACGCCGUCUGAUCGGCGGUAAGUAGGCCCUGUCGGUAAUAAACGAGGAAAAUUCGCCUUACCGACCGGGUUAC
Centruroides sculpturatus (bark scorpion) is the source of this 1189-nucleotide messenger RNA. RefSeq names its product prostaglandin E2 receptor EP2 subtype-like. The coding region runs from base 108 to 1127 and encodes 339 amino acids. Gene Ontology annotation, cellular component: plasma membrane. Gene Ontology annotation, biological process: adenylate cyclase-activating G protein-coupled receptor signaling pathway; positive regulation of cytosolic calcium ion concentration; inflammatory response. The record is from RefSeq and is a predicted model, not a curated record. The transcript has 3 exons. Lineage: Eukaryota; Metazoa; Arthropoda; Arachnida; Scorpiones; Buthidae. Gene Ontology annotation, molecular function: G protein-coupled receptor activity.